Alnus glutinosa is the source of this 937-nucleotide messenger RNA. RefSeq lists its product as uncharacterized. The transcript has a single exon. Lineage: Eukaryota; Viridiplantae; Streptophyta; Magnoliopsida; Fagales; Betulaceae. The record is from RefSeq and is a predicted model, not a curated record. The coding region runs from base 1 to 810 and encodes 269 amino acids.
AUGAUGAUGAUCAGCACGGAGGAGCUCCACCGCUACCACAAAAUUGAUAGAGAUAUAUUCUCUCGUCUUGUUAUAAAGUUUAAGCGAGACCCAGCAGAAUCCUUGCUUGUCAUGGCCGUUUGGCUAUGGCUCGAAGACAAGGGCUACCCAAACAUCGUAGUAAAAAUGGUCGGGCUGUCUGAUGCAAUUGUGGGCGCAUUAGCAAAUGAAGCUGUUUUAUGUUUCAAGUCAUGUCUCGAAUCCAACGCUCCUCGCGUGGCAGCCGGUGGCGGUGGCAUUCCCCUAACUUCAGUACUCAUGGAAAGAGACAUAUCUUUGCAAAUGUUCAGCCAAAACAGAUUCACUGCAAUUAGUGGGAUAAAGAGUUUUCUCAACAACGUUUGCUGUCAUGUUUUUUCCGAUAUUCUACAACGUGUUCUUGAUCCAGGCGCUUCACAAGCAAACUUGAACCACCCAUUAUUUGGUGCUAUGAUCACCACGAAUAGUAGUGGUUUUCUAACAGGAGGGAUAUGGGACUGGCAACCGGCUGAUCAUGGUGUUUCGGAGGACGACAGGACAAUGUUUCUGACAUUUUCGCGAGGUUUUCCCGUGUUGGAAGAAGAAGUGAAGGGGGUUUUUACAGAACUUUACGGGGAUUGUGUGGAAAGUUUCCAAAUGGAGACUGUCCCUUCCGGUGAACAGCCCUUGUAUGCUAGAAUGGUUUUGCGUUGUGUCACAAUUGUUGAUCGGAUUUUGAACGGGAAACGCAUAUCAAAAUUUCGGGUCAACGGGAAACACAUAUGGGCUCGGAAGUAUGAACGCCGAGAGUAGAUCGAUCAUUCAAAACUUGUCAAUGUUCCCCUUUCUUUCUUUCCUGAUCAUGUGGUUAAUUAAUUGUUAUUUGGGCCUCAUUACCACUACAUAAAAUUAAACCACGGAUGUAACAUUGUUGAACGUU